Molecule: messenger RNA, 2591 nt
Organism: Doryrhamphus excisus (bluestripe pipefish)
Lineage: Eukaryota; Metazoa; Chordata; Actinopteri; Syngnathiformes; Syngnathidae
Gene: ntn5
Product: netrin 5
Biological process (GO): tissue development; dendrite development; animal organ morphogenesis
Cellular component (GO): basement membrane
Molecular function (GO): protein binding
Source: RefSeq, a predicted model, not a curated record
AAGCUUGGACAAUUAGCAGUACGACUCAGGCCGCCAGACGCUCCGAGGCUGUACGAGGCUUGUACGAGGGAGGACAAGCUGGUGGACGCGCAGGAGAAGGAGCUUCUCUGAGGACACACAUGGCUGGAUGACAUGAUGUUAUUCUCCCUUCCCCCUCCCACUCCUCCCUUCCUGGUUUUCCUUCUCUUCCUUCACUCCCUACCUCAGCCUCUGCUUUUCUCACCCCUGUCCUACGUCCCGCUGAGCUGGACCUCGCCUCACGACCCCUGUUACCACCUGGACGGUCGUCCUCGCCACUGUCUAUCCGAGUUCAUCAACGGCGCCUACGGGGUGGCCGUCAACGCCAGUCGCUCACUCCAAGGCUCGGAUUUCGACGGCAACGUCAGCGCCUUGACCGACCUUCACAAUCCACACAACCUCACCUGCUGGCACGCUCUAGGGGGACCGAGGAGUGGGGACUGGGUCCUCACCGUGCCCCUGGGGCGGCGCUUUGAAAUCACCUACAUCAGUCUGCAGUUCUGCCAUCAUGGCGAGCCAUCGGACCCCAUCUCCAUCUCCAUACUCAAGUCCAUGGACUUCGGGCGCACUUGGAGGCCCAUGCAGCACUACUCUAGUGACUGCUUUGGGGAUUUUGGGCUUCCCUCCCAAACGAUGGCUCAAACCCGGCACCAGGAAACCGAACCACUGUGCUCAGAUCCGAGGCCAUUGCAAAGACAGCGAGGCGGCAUGGUGCUGGCUUUCUCAGCUCUCGAUGGACGUCCAUCCGCUCCUGAUUUCGACUAUAGUCCCACCUUGCAGGACUGGGUGACAGCCACUGACAUCCGUGUGGUCUUCCACCAAAGGACAAAAGACGGGUGGAUGGAUGAAGGACACGGGACGGACCACCCAAGGUGGAGAUUAGGAUCCGAAAACACUCUACCAUUUUUUGCUACAAAAAACUCAGACGUGAUCACGCAGAAGAAAACAGACAAACCUCAAAGGAGGGGUCAUCAGAAGAACUCACAUCAAGAUAAAGAUGGACUCAAUGCCACCAGCAAGGACAGCGGGGACAUUUUCAGUUCAGAUAUGUCCUCAAAGAAGUCCGUGAGAGCCGGAAAGUUUGGCCGCAAGAUGGAGCGAGACCACUGGCUGCUUUGCCCCAAAGGCGACUGCAACUGGACCCUGGAGGGCCGCCACACUGGGGGCAAAGAACUCAGGAAGCGCAGAAAUAACCACCAGAGCGCCCGGCAAACUUCCAGGCAUCUGAUGGUGGUGCCUUCCACCCCGGCCGCCCCCACGCCUCUGGCCCUGUCGGACCUGCAGGUGGGCGGCAGGUGCAAGUGCAACGGGCACGCUUCUAAGUGUCGCCGUGACGAUGCCGGGCAGGCCUUGUGCGUGUGCGAGCAUCACACGGCGGGCCCAGAUUGCGACGUGUGCGAGGAUUUCUACUUUGACAGACCCUGGCAUCGAGCCACACCCUCGCAGCCCAACCCUUGUGUGGCCUGUGAGUGUAACGGCCACUCCAGCAAGUGUCGAUUCAGCAUGGAGGUCUUCCAGCAGUCCGGACGCCGUAGCGGGGGCGUCUGCCUCAAGUGUCGCCACCACACCGCCGGGCGCCACUGCCAGUACUGCCAGAAUGGAUACACCAGGGACCUUAGCAAGCCGCUGCACCACCGCAAGGCUUGCCAGCCAUGCCAGUGCCAUCCUUUGGGGGCGGUGGGCCGCUGGUGCAACCACACGUCGGGUCAGUGCCUGUGCCGACAAGGGGUGACGGGCCUCAGGUGCAACCGCUGCGCCCCGGGCUAUAAGCAAGGCACGUCGCCUCUGCGCCCCUGUGUCCGCAUCCAAGAAGUCGCCCCAACACCAAUGUUCCAGUCUCAGUAUGGCGUCGAUGAGGAGUGUGUGUCCCACUGCCAGCCAUCGCAGGGCAAAGUGAGGAUGAACCUAGACACGUACUGCCUGAAGGAUUAUGUCCUGAAGGUGCAGGUGCGAGCAAUGGAGCGCUCAGGUCCCUGGUGGCAGUUCUCCAUCUCCGUUCAAACCGUCUUCCGCACGGGGUCCACAUCCCGCAUCCGCAGGGGACCCCAGUCCCUGUGGGUCCCUGACCGGGACCUCUCCUGCGGCUGCCCCACCCUGCACGUUGGCCGGACCUUUCUGCUGAUCGGCGCAGACGAGGGCGAGAGGGGAUGGGCCCCUGAGGAGAGGCGCCUGGUGGCCGAUCGCUCCACGCUGGCCCUCCAGUGGCGGGAACACUGGAGCCCCAAGCUGAGGGGCUUUCGGGGGCAGGACAAGAGAGGGCGCUGCCCCAGUAAACCCUCCCACCCCCACAGGAAGGACCCUGAUCCGCAGACGGGGUACAUCCCCCCACACCUGCUGGCCCACACGGACGCUGGAAGCUCGGACAACGAGGUCACGACCUUGUCGCCACCUGACCUUGUGGUUACGACACAAGGUCACACAUGAACAUGAAAAUUGGUGGCCAUUUUGUUUUUUUGUGUGUUUUUUUUACACGCUUUGCCUCCUUUUGUCGCACCAAAGUGCCUUUCAGUCCUUGUCAUAAAGUUGUUGUUAUAAUAGAAUUAUAUCUUUCCUAUUUAUUGUGAACGUCACAC